Molecule: messenger RNA, 1768 nt
Organism: Phragmites australis (common reed)
Lineage: Eukaryota; Viridiplantae; Streptophyta; Magnoliopsida; Poales; Poaceae
Product: serine/threonine-protein kinase RIPK-like
Exons: 4
Coding region: 231-1652 (473 amino acids)
Biological process (GO): protein phosphorylation
Molecular function (GO): protein kinase activity; ATP binding
Source: RefSeq, a predicted model, not a curated record
CGGCAUGGUUGGUAGGUCAUCCCUCCACACCUCCCUAGCUCUACAAAUACAAAUACUCCUCUCGCCGACUCCCCAGGCAGCAGACCUCCAUACAUUAUCUCUCGACUCGACUCGGCUGGAGUCGAUCAGAGUUUUCAGACCAGAUCUUGGUGUUGCCAGCUUGCUUUGUCAACGGAUCGAUCGAUCAGCAGAUUUGCAGCGCAGCGGCAGCUUUGCAUGGUGCAGCGAUCAUGACGAGGCCGUCCAAGAAGCAGCAGCAGCAGCAGCGGUCGAUGUGGAGGAUACUCUUCAGCGGCUGCCUGGGAGGCGGCGGUGCGGCCGACCGGAGCGGCAGGGUCCGUCCCGGCCCGAGGACGAAGCACGUGCCAGCUGACGAACGAGGCGCCGGUUCGUCUCCGGCAGGGCUGCUGCAGCAGCGCCUGUCGCUGACGGAGGUGAUGAGCACGGCGUCGGACCAGGACCUGUCGGUGUCGCUGGUGGGGUCGAACCUGCACGUGUUCACCGUCGGCGAGCUGAAGGCGGCCACGCAGGGGUUCCUGGACAGCAACUUCCUGGGGGAGGGCGGGUUCGGGCCCGUGUACAAGGGCGCCGUCGCCGAGGGGGCCAAGCCGGGGCUGAAGGCGCAGCAGAUCGCCGUCAAGCUCUGGGACCCCGAGGGCACGCAGGGGCACAAGGAAUGGCUGUCGGAGGUGAUCUUCCUCGGGCAGCUGCGGCACCCGAACCUGGUGAAGCUGGUGGGCUACUGCAGCGAGGAGGAGCACCGCCUGCUGGUCUACGAGUACAUGCCCAAAGGCAGCCUCGAGAACCACCUCUUCAAGAAGUUCCCGCCCGUUUUGUCGUGGUCAACGCGGCUGAACAUCGCGGUGGGCGCCGCCAAGGGGCUGGCCUUCCUUCACGACGCGGAGAAGCCCGUCAUCUACCGCGACUUCAAGGCAUCCAACAUCCUGCUCGAUCCGGGGUCUACGCUAAAGAUGGCUGCUAACAUGCAGUUGCUCUCAUGCAUGGAUGUCCAGGACUACAAGGCGAAGCUCUCGGACUUUGGGCUCGCCAAGGACGGGCCAGAGGGAGAUGAAACCCACGUCUCCACCCGUGUGAUGGGCACCCAUGGGUAUGCCGCCCCGGAGUACAUCCUCACAGGUCACCUCACCGCCAAGAGUGACGUCUACAGCUUCGGCGUCGUCCUCCUGGAGAUCCUCUCCGGGAGGCGGGCGGUGGACAAGACUCGGCCCAGCAGGGAGCGACACCUGGUGGAACACAUGCGGUCAUGGCUCAAGGACCCGCAAAAACUGGGGCGGGUGAUGGACCCGACCAUGGAGGGCCAGUACUCCGCCAGGGCGGCCCAUAAGGCGGCCCUAGUGGCGUACCAAUGCCUGAGUGGCAGCCCAAAGAGCAGGCCCGAUAUGUCCAAAGUCGUUCAGGAUCUAGAGCUGCUCCUCCUCGACGUCACCGGCGACGUGCCCAGCGAGCCGUUAAUGUACGUGGCAGCACAAGAGGACACAAAGGAGAGAAGACAUGGCGAGAGAGACAGGAGCAAGGGGAAUGGCAAUGGCCAUAGAAGGCAUACCAAAGCGGCCAGGUCUCCAAAGAGGACCAUCAGAGCCCAAAGUGAGGAGUUUUGGGAGUGGCAGAUGCCUGGACAAGGAAAAGUGUAGGGUAAAACGUACGUAGGUCGUUAGGUGAUCUUCUCUGCCUUUGUUACGGGGUUCAGGAUUCCACCCCUCUUGUAAUUUCUUGUUUCUUUUGGUUGCUAACUUGCUAUAGGCUUGGG